CUGCGAUUGGUUUUUCCAGUCUUUCCCGAUCUGCCGCCUUCCAGAUAAAUCUCGCUCGCCCGAUACGCCAUAGGAUUGAGAGAAACCGUUGCGGUUGGCACUCUAAACCAAUAUUCAAGAUGAAUCCAAUCGCCGCUCUCUUUGCGAUUUUCGCCUUGAUGUUUACGACGACUACAGCGAUACCAAGCUGUCCCCAAUGGUUUGAAAAAGACGAAGGCUUGUAUGGGGUUUGCUUGUCCCCACAAGCCCUCUCUUACGACGAAGGAUGGAGUUAUUGCUGUGGACUGCACGCCAGCCUGUGCAGUCUGGCUCAGCUGGACGAGCUCUACCAGUUGGGCGCGAGAGACACUCACUGGGGCCUCAUCAAUGACGAAUCGAGGGACGCGCGCCUCACGUCCUGCGGGAAAUACCUGCACAGACCCGGCGAGUGCUACGACAACAACUUCCCCAACACCCCGAGGCCGGCUCCACGGAACGAGGUGUACUGCUGUAAGAUGACCAAAUAAAAAUGCCUUAUCGAUACGGUGUCGGUAACAGUGUCUUUACGGCAACUACGCGGCAAGGGGAAUUUUGAAAACCUAUUUAUUGGGUCAGCGGGUGUAGCAGUUUAGAUGAAUUGAUAUGACAAUGUAUUCUGUCAGUCUUUUUGAGGUUUAGAUUUUUUUAAUCGAGGAAUUAACAAGGAAGGUUCAGAAACAAUGGACGCAUAAACCCAGGAGUGGUCAUGCAAUGAAGUGUGAUUUUCAAAUAGUUCCGCCACAGUCGUAUUUACGACCAGCUUCAGUCUGUCAUUGCUCGGUGCAUUUUUGGUGUCAAAAUCAGGCCAUUUUGUCCAAUCGUGAUCGUGUAAACUCAGUUAAGCAAUGAGUAGCAAACAGGAACAGCGCAAGUGACCCUUGUCGGAAUAUUGCCUGUCAGGGUGUUGGUUUUUGUAUGUGAUUGGAUAGGGAUUUGAAUAGCGAAUGAAAUGAACAAGUUUAGUCUUAGCUGUCCAAUAUUUUGACGUUCUUUCAAACGAGGUUAGUCGGUCAUUUUAAAGAUAUCUGCAAAACGGUCACGUCACAAUAGGCAUGCUCCCUACAUAUUCAUAGAUGCUUUAGCAAAAGCAGUCCAUUGGAAAGGAUUUCUGAAUCAAGAGCAUGCUUCAAACAAAUAUUGUUAGUCUUCACUUUUUUUUUUAGAUUAAAGCGUGUUUGUAAUCAGUACUGACUUAACUUAAAAGUGACACACUUUUUCUUCAACUUUGUAUUCUUCUUCAAUGUAUGGAAACUCCUGUACUUUCCUGCUUGAUAAAAUGCAUCGAAAAGUGCAUACUUUUUAAACAUUUAACAUAAGCCAAGCUAUCCCGGACAACUGAGGGCGCUGUUUGCUGUGAAGUUAUAUAGGGAAGAAAAGGUUCAAUGCGAAGGUGUUUCUGUUCAAAUUGUGAAUUCAGAAUUUACGAACUGACAACAUUUCUGAGAUGGGGUUGAUACUUUCUUAUUGCUAUGCACAUAAACAUCAGUGAAUGAACAAAAAUGAGAAAAACAAGUCCAGGAAAGGCAUCUACAAAA
Messenger RNA from Acanthaster planci (crown-of-thorns starfish), 1553 nucleotides. RefSeq lists its product as uncharacterized. Lineage: Eukaryota; Metazoa; Echinodermata; Asteroidea; Valvatida; Acanthasteridae. The record is from RefSeq and is a predicted model, not a curated record.